Messenger RNA from Symbiodinium sp. CCMP2456, 957 nucleotides. NCBI's taxonomy places the organism in Eukaryota, Dinophyceae, Suessiales, Symbiodiniaceae. The record is from the annotation of a GenBank genome assembly.
AUGUCCAACAUGUCUUACAACAUGUCUUACAAUACCACGCUUUGUCCGGGCCUCUACGAGGAUUUCUGCGGCUCCACCGACUGCCGCGGAGGAGACGGCCUCUGCUCGGCGGAUGAGAUUCUUUGCUUCCAUCGUGGCUACACGCCCUAUGGGACCGUCGCAUAUGGCGAGGAGAGCCACAGCUGCGCCAAGCUGGAGGACGGCUGCCCCUGCGACGAAGCCUGGGAGGUGGAGUGCUACAGUCCUUAUUGGCCACCUGGGCCAAAAGUGUGUGUGCCCGCGUCAAUGGGCUGCGCAUCCCAGGGCCUGGUGGAAGGCAGCCACUGGGGCCCCUCCACUACCUACGUGCCUGGAGGCUAUGGUGGUACAGGUGGCUAUGGCGGUGGAUACGUCUACUGCCCCGACCUGUACUGCUACGAGACGCCCUACAGCUCGAACGGCACGUUGGACUGGAACCUGUACAACGACACCGCGACGUGCAUCGGCUAUGGUGCGUACGAAACAGGCUGCCCCUGCCACCCGCAGUGGGAGACGGUGUGCGAGAGCUGGGGCUCGAAAUUCUGCGUACCAGUGACGGAGGGCUGCUGGGACCCUUUCGACAUCGACUGUGGCUUCGGGCAGAAGAAGUGCGAGGGCGAGUUCAGCGCCUUUUGCUGGGAGGAGUCCUGGGGCAGUUGCCCUCUCUACUGCACCAGCAACGAGACAAUGUGCCACAGCUAUGGCUACGAUGAGUUCGGCUAUCAGAACUACUCUGACUACCAGGAGUUCUGUGCUCCGUCUGCCACGGGGUGCCCCUGCAACGCUCAGUUCGAGAACAAGUGCACCGACCGAUGGGGCUACAGCUCGUGCCAGUCGAACCAAUGGCCAUGCCCCAUCGUGUGCGGCGACAACGAGCAGGAGUGCUGGUUGACGCCCUAUGGAUCGGAUGGUGCCGAGCUGAGUCCAUCUCUGGUUUAG